UUAGUGCGGCGGGAUCGUGCUGUAUCGCGUGUGGGCCGGCUCGUCUGGCACGAUGGGCAGGCGAGACGGGGACAGCAGAGGCGUGAUGAACACCGGCGACCGCUCGGAGUUCGGCUGCCGGCGGGACUCUCGUCGGAGGCUCUCCGACGUGGAUGCGCCGGAGGUGAAAAAGCACCAGCACAAACACAACUUGAAGCACCGCUACGAGCUGCUGGAGACGCUGGGGAAGGGCACCUACGGCAAAGUGAAGAAGGCGGUGGACAGAGCAAGCCUGGACACGGUGGCCAUCAAGACGAUCCGUAAAGAGCACAUCACAGACGUGCUCGACAAAAUUCACAUCCAGAGGGAGAUCGAGAUUACCUCCUCACUCAGGCACUCCCACAUCAUACGCUUCCUCGAAGUGUUUGAGAGUCGGGAUAAAAUUGUGAUUGUGAUGGAGUACGCCAGCAAAGGAGAGCUGUACGAUUACAUCCUGGAGAAGAGGAAGCUUCUGGAAACGGACGCCCGAAGCAUCUUCAGACAGAUCACAUCGGCUGUCCACUACUGCCACAAGAUUGGCGUCGUGCAUCGAGACCUCAAGUUGGAGAACAUCCUUCUGGAUCAACAUCUGAACGUCAAGCUGGCUGACUUUGGACUUUCCAGUCCGUACCAGAAAGGCACUCUGCUGCAGACCUUCUGUGGAAGUCCGCUCUAUGCUGCUCCAGAAAUAGUGACUGGGUUGCCAUACCAGGGACCAGAGGUGGACUGCUGGGCAUUAGGUGUGUUGUUGUAUGCGUUGGUGUACAGCAGUAUGCCAUUCGAUGGGGCCAGUCACUCUAUGCUUAAAGAGCAGAUAUGCCAAGGUCGCUAUCGAAGACCCAACCCCCCCUCAGACGCCUGCGCGCUUAUCGACUGGUUGCUGACGGUCCGUGUGGAUGAGAGGGCCACGAUCGAGGAUGUAGCCAAUCACUGGUGGGUGAAUUGGGGGUACGACGAGAGCGUCUGUGACUGCCCUUCACCGGCACACCCGGACUGUCCCUCCCCGCUGCUGGCUCGCUACAUCGACUGGCAGAAUCGAUUCGUCAACAGUUUGGCCGCUGAAGCGGGGCGCCUCCUUCCAGAGUCCAACCGUCAACCCCCUCAUCCGUGUUAUUUCAGUUUACCUUUUCGGGCGGAGCGAGGAGGAAGAGCGCGAGGAGGAAUGUCCUGCGUCAGAAAAUCCCGCAAGGAGAACGCCAUUCCCCAGACGACACAAGGAGCGUGCGGUGGUGCAGCAGCUUCUGUGCCGUCCUCCGCCUCUACCACUGAAAGAAAGAAACCCAAAAGUAUUCUUAAACAUCAGAGGAGUUUUGACUCAGUUUUGUUUUGCCCUCCUAAAGAAAGUCCCCACCAGGGUACUGCUGAUUCCCAGCUUUACCAAACACAUGCACUUGGCCUCACACAUGCUGAGGUCCAAGCCAUGACUCUUCCAUCUCCCUGUACAUUCAGACAGCCUUCUUCUAAAAUGCCCAAGAAGGGGAUACUUAAAAACCCUUAUGAUGUUGAGUCAGGUUGUGUCUCUUACUCACAACGCAGGGAGUCCAGAGCAGACGUCAAAGAGAGUGAUGCGGGAGACCCCUGCUCGAACAAACAGCAGACAUUUGUCCCAGUAGCAGAGGCCAGUCCAGCCAUUUGCGCGGACGCACUGAGAAAACGAAAGGGCAUUCUUAAACGGAACGGCAAGUUCUCACGCAGCCUGGACCUUCCAGAGGAACGCCGCUCACCGCCACCUUCCGAUAGCCCGUCAUUCCCCGAGACUCUGCUUCAGUUCCUCCAGCCCAACACGGGCGCCGACGGCCGCCAAAGCCGCCCGUCCAGUGUGGUGAGCGAGGAUAGCCUUUUCUCCAGUGACUCCUUCGACCUGCUGGACCUCAGCACCCAAUCGCACCGCAGGGUUUUUUCUCAGGGGACCCGGCGCAGCGCUUGUAGCUCAGAGGAGGAUCUGAGAGGGGGAGCAGGUGAAGGACGACAGUCCAAGUGGUGAUGCCUGACAUUGGAGUGGUGGCUAAUUUAAAAAAACCUAUAAAGUACAAUCACAGUCAUUUGUUUUUAAACAUACAGUAAUUUAUCCAUGUAGUUGAAGUUCUAGACUGUGUUAAUUUUGACAGCAAAUUAUAAUUUCUAAUAAUAAUCCUUUGGCAAAAAUUAAAUUUAGGCUCUUAUUUAGGUAUUGUUUAUUAGUGAUGAAGAGGAUGCAUGAAACUGACAAAUAUAUAUAAAUGAUAGUACUAAUAUAUACUGUCGCUACUUUUCCGGUUUCAUCUAUUGCGUGGGUGGGAUGGAGCCAGUUUUAAAAUAGAGAGCAAAUUUUGAUUUACAUUUAGUCAGUCUUUGGACUAAAAUGUCAUUUUGUUUUCUUAGAAUUUUGUCAUUUUCAAUUGUUUUAAUCAAGUCUAAGUUGCUGAAAUAUCGUCAGAUAAUAGCCGGUGAAAAUGUCAUUUGAAUUUAGUGGACUAAAAUCAAAAAUGUGUCAAACAUGCACAAUGUUACAUCUUAACGUCUUCUUCUCAAUCCAGUACAGUACAACUGCAAAACAAAUAGCUGUAUUUAACCAAAGAUUACUAUAGUUAGAGUUGCUUUUGACUUUCCCGUGAUGUUACACAAAGGGGCAAUGUGUUUCAAAUACAUCAAAUUUUCUCAGUAAACAUCAGAAACUUCCAAAUGUGACCUCAUCGUCUUGAGUUUUCCCAAAUUGUUUAAAGGGUUAAUAAUUUUACUCUGUAAACGUAGGACUUUGUUGAAAGUAAUUUUAAAAAUAGCCUUGUUUUUUCUUUAUGGUGUUUACCAAAUAGAAAUAACUUUUUUGCUAACAGACCUAAAUCAGUCAACUUAAUUCACUGGACUCCGUGUACGUAUACUGUAUUUGUAAGCUUCAUGGAGACUCAUCAGCACCCAACAAUACCAAAUGUGCAUGUGGUGUGCAGGUAUUGUUAUUGUCCACUUGGGGUUGCCGUCUACACUUUGUUUGAUUUUUCACCUGUUGAAGCCUCAUCUUAAAAACUUGGCCAUUUUAUUGAAUCACUCAAUUUUGGCAGAGUUGUUAACAACUCUCCUGUGUGGUUUGUCAAUUUUAGAAGGCGCAUUAGUUUUUCACUCUACAAGGGAUUUUAAAGCUCCAAUUUUCAGUUUUAAAAGCAUUUUCAUCAUUACAAGACAAAAGAACUGCAUUUGAGUGCUGCUAAAGUAGAAGCACUUUUUCUGGACAUAUAUGACUUUCUUAAAUCCCAAACGGGUCACUGGCAAUUCCGCUGUCCUUUGGAUGCAAGCCAUGGAGUGCAGUGACUUUACAGCAAAGUAAUACAUGUGGAUAGAGUUCUCUGGACUUCUCAAGAUGGGACUUAAUUUACUAGAGUGGAGUUUUCUAAACGGUCAUACAGGUUCUCCUUCUGUUUUGAUACUGUUUCGUAAUACAUAUUGUACAUAAUACAUAUGAAUUGCAUUCGUCUCGCCCAUCGGGCCGUGCAGAUUUGUGCAAUUGCAGUGUCAAACGUUGUUUCAUUCUAUUACUGCUUAAUGACAACUAUUGCAUGGAGUGUUUUCAACAACAAUGAAAGCACCAUGAGAGAGUAUUUAUGGGCACAGACAGCGGCCUGCUAAAGAGUCAAAAGAUGCUGUAUCGUGUAAUAAAUCAAUAUUUUAAUUAUUUUCUUUGGCCAUGUUGUUGCAUUUUUCAUCUCAUUUGUUCUUUACCUGCAGUUACUGGAAACGAUUUGAGGUAAAUGAUGAAUGGCCAUUUAUGAUUAUCAUGCUAUUUAGAAGUGGAACUUCUCUGGUAUUUUUUCAGAUUUAUUGUAAUAAUUUUCAUCUUUUGGGAAUGGAGGGCUGACACUAUGUAACAAACUUUUGGUAAAGAGUGUGAGGUGCUGAAAAAUAGAAGCUUUGUCUUUCCACAUAGUUGGAUUUGGAUCAAAUAUUUUAAUAAGAGGCACUCUCUUUUGUUUUGAAGGCUUCACACCCAAUGAUUCAAAUAUUUUUCUCGUGUUUCACUGGCUCACGGAUUUGAAUUCCCCCAACAUUGUGUACAAAUGUUUAACAAACAACAUUCUUCAUCGAUUCCUGUAAUUUCUGACAAUGAAUCAGAAACAAGUCCAACAUGAAACUAAGCCACAUGGCGUCCUUGCUUCUGGUAUGGCUGACAUAAACAUAACGCGUACAAGAAUGAAACCAUGUCCAGUAAAUUCAACUGUUUACACGCAUAUGACACUUAGUUCACCGAGUUUGUGGUAGUUCAGAGCAACAUCAUCAUUUUCUCCAGUCACUUACAGUCCGCUUGGUUACAUAAUGCCGACGUUGCUCUGUCCUGUCUUGUGUACAUUAAUCAACAUUUUAUACCAGAUUAAA
Molecule: messenger RNA, 4359 nt
Organism: Syngnathoides biaculeatus (alligator pipefish)
Lineage: Eukaryota; Metazoa; Chordata; Actinopteri; Syngnathiformes; Syngnathidae
Product: NUAK family SNF1-like kinase 1
Exons: 7
Coding region: 53-2002 (649 amino acids)
Biological process (GO): intracellular signal transduction; microtubule cytoskeleton organization; protein phosphorylation
Cellular component (GO): cytoplasm
Molecular function (GO): protein serine/threonine kinase activity; ATP binding; tau-protein kinase activity
Source: RefSeq, a predicted model, not a curated record